AUGUUCCGGGUCGCUGAAGCUACCCCGACCCGAGCUCAGGCGGCGAGGAAGAGCUGGCAUUUCAGUAGGACUAUGGAGGAGCUGGUUCAUGAUCUGGUCUCGGCACUGGAAGAAAGUUCAGAGCAAGCCAGAGGAGGUUUUGCUGAUACUGGAGAUCAUUCUCGAAGCGUGUCUUGUCUUCUAAAGAGACAGGCAAGGAAAAGGAGGGGACGGAAAAGGCGUUCAUUUACCACCCAUCAUCCCUGGGAGACUGGUCACUGCCUAAGUGAAGGCUCCGAUUCCAGUUUAGAGGAAUCGAACAAAGACUACAGGGAGAAUCAUGCGACCAAGAAAGACCACAGUGAUUCUGAUGACCAGCUCUUGGUUGCUAAACGUAGGCCUUCCUCAAACUUAAAUAACAUUAGGGGCAAAAGACCUCUGUGGCACGAUCCGGAUUUGGCUGUGGACAGUUUGGGAAACAGAACUUUGCGCAGGAGGAGAAAGGUAAAACGCAUGGCAAUAGAUCUGCCAUCAGAAGUCUCUAAUGCACUGACAAUAACUCAACAGCAGGAUAACAGCAGAGAUCAAGAAAUGGACAAUAACAAUAAAUCAUACCAGCACCAAGAGUUUUCCAAGAGCAAAGUGAAAAAAAGAAAAGUAUCUGCAGCUCGACAAGGUCCUGAAAUCUUGGAUGAAGGAGUAGUUAUAGAAAAUGAAGAAGUGAAUCAAGCAAAUAAGGACAAAAUGGAGUAUGAGGAGCAAAAAGGCUCAGAUGAGAACAUGAGUGACAGUGAAUCCAGCAGUCUGAGCAGCAGUGAUGCUGGUUUGUUUACCAAUGAUGAGGGAAGACAAGGUGAUGAUGAGCAGAGUGAUUGGUUUCAUGAAAAUGAAUCAGGUGGCGCAUGUGGAAUUACAGGGGUUAUUCCAUGGUGGGAACAAGAAGAUUCCACAGAACUGGAGAGAGAAUUGCCUGACCCAGUCUUUGAAAGUAUCUUAACUGGUACUUUCCCCCUGAUGUCCCGCUCAGGGAGGAGAGGUUUCCAGAAUAGAUGUAGUCACCUUCAUGGAAUGCCAGCAAGAAACAUAAAAAAGGCUUCAGGAAACCAGAAUGCACUGAUAACUCCAGGACCAGGUGGUAGCAGGAAAACAGUUCACUUGUCCCAGGAUUCUCUUCACCAUGAUCACUGGUUUAGCCCUGGGGCUAGGAAGGAACAUAGCCAGCUUCAACUCUUGCGAGACAACCGCUCAGAGAGGGGACACAAGAAGAACAGCUCUGUAAAAACAGCCAGCAGGCAAACCAGUGUACAUUUAGGAUCACUGUGCAUGGGAGACAUCAAGCGGAGAAGGAAAGCUGCUCCCCUGCCAGGACCCACAGGGUUUGUAGGUGAAAACACCCAACCAAUCCCAGAAAACAACAUUGGGAACAGAAUGCUUCAGAGUAUGGGCUGGACCCCGGGCACGGGCCUCGGACCAGACGGCAAAGGGAUAGCAGAGCCCAUACGAGCCAUCCAGAGACCCAAAGGACUUGGACUUGGAUUUAGCUGACAGAGAUAAAAGUAAAGCUCAAAAUUAAUUUAAAAAGGAAAAAAAAAAGUAAGAAAGAGAAAGGGAAAAAUG
This is a messenger RNA of Cinclus cinclus, 1596 nucleotides long. RefSeq names its product G-patch domain containing 2 (gene GPATCH2). The coding region runs from base 1 to 1524 and encodes 507 amino acids. The record is from RefSeq and is a predicted model, not a curated record. Lineage: Eukaryota; Metazoa; Chordata; Aves; Passeriformes; Cinclidae. The transcript has 10 exons. Gene Ontology annotation, molecular function: nucleic acid binding.